AUGCCACCAGAAUGCCUUAUGGCAUUCCAGAGGAAUAUAAUAAGGGCAGUGCCUGGAAUUUUCCUCACGGGAGAAAAAGCCAACUCAGUGUUAAAACGCUACCGAAGAGCUAAUGGAUUUCUUGAAGAAAUAAGACAGGGCAACAUCGAACGUGAAUGCAAAGAGGAAAUCUGUACAUUUGAAGAAGCAAGAGAAGCUUUUGAAGAUAAUGAAAAAACU
Elephantulus edwardii (Cape elephant shrew) is the source of this 219-nucleotide messenger RNA. RefSeq names its product transmembrane gamma-carboxyglutamic acid protein 1-like. The record is from RefSeq and is a predicted model, not a curated record. The annotation marks the transcript as partial. The transcript is spliced from 2 exons. NCBI's taxonomy places the organism in Eukaryota, Metazoa, Chordata, Mammalia, Macroscelidea, Macroscelididae. Gene Ontology annotation, molecular function: calcium ion binding. Gene Ontology annotation, cellular component: extracellular region.